Messenger RNA from Adineta steineri, 1545 nucleotides. The record is from the annotation of a GenBank genome assembly. Lineage: Eukaryota; Metazoa; Rotifera; Eurotatoria; Adinetida; Adinetidae.
AUGACAGAUGUAACGUCAUCUUCAACAGUAGUUUCAUUUCUAAGAGUUGGUAAACGUCGUUUAGAAAUUUUUAAUAAAGCUUGUAUCAAAUUUGGUCUUACUGUUGUUGAUCAUACGAAUCAAAAUGCAUUUAUUUUAAUCGAUGAUGAACUUGAUUUUAUUUCAGCAAGUAAAGCAUUGAAAAGUUCAUCUGUAUUAUCAUCAUCAUCACCAGUAUUUAUUCGAACACAAUGGUUAAGUGAUUCAAUUAAACAAAAUCAACUUCUAUCACAUGAAUCCUAUAUACUUCAUGCUACUCCUUCUCGUUCUGAAUCAUCAUUAAUUGAAACAGUUAUUCCCAUAAAAAAGACUGAAAUAUCAACGGAACAAUUACCUUUGAAACGAGAACGUUCAGUAUCUUCAUCAGCAUCUGACACUGAUGAUGAAACACGUUCAAAAAAACAUCAUAUUGAUAUUCAACCGAUUCAACCAGGUGAAUUACCACGAACAACUGGAAUAUGGUUAUGUUCUGAAGCUUCAUCAUCAACUUCUGCUGUUGGUAAUCCAAAUGAAAAAAUAAUUGAAAAAUUACGUGAAAUGUCUAAAUUAUAUUUAAUAACAAAUGAUAAAGGUCGUAGUAUUGCAUAUCAAAAAGCAAUUGAAGCACUUAAACGUUGUACACAUCCAAUCCGUAGUUAUGAAGAAAUUAAAGCAUUACCCUAUGUAAAACAAUCAUUAGCUGAUAAAAUAUGGGAAAUUAUUCGUACAAAUGGACUUGUUAAAUUAUCUGCAUUUCAAUCACGUGAUGAUGUUUCUGCAUUGGCUUUAUUUGCUGGUGUAUGGGGUGCUGGUACUGAAACAACAAAACAAUGGUUUGCACAAGGUUUUCGUACACUUGAAGAUUUACGUACACGAGCUCGCCUUACUCGUACACAACAAAUUGGCUUAAAAUAUUAUCAAGAUUUUAAUACACGUAUUCCACGAGAAGAAGUUACUCGUAUUGAAACAAUUGUUAAACAAACAGCUGACGAAGUUGCACCUGGUCUAAUGAUUGAAACAUGUGGAAGUUAUCGUCGAUUAAAACCAUCAUGUGGUGAUAUUGAUAUGUUAAUGACAUUUAAAGAUGGUAAACGACAUAUACAUGAAUCUAUACUUGCACCAUUGAUCGAGAAAUUACGAGAAAUUGGUUUUCUCAUUCAUGAUUUAAUUAAUCAUUCUGAAACAUCAUCAACGAGUCAUGUUUCCGAACAAUUAACUUAUUUUGGCGUAUGCCGUUUAUCAGAACCAGGAUCACUUCAUCGUCGUAUUGAUCUUAUAUUUGUACCAGCAAAUGAAUGGGCUUGUUCAUUACUUUAUUUUACUGGUUCAGAUAUGUUUAAUCGAUCGAUGCGUCGUUUAGCUCGUCGUUUAAAUAUGUCACUUUCUCAACAUGGACUUUAUCAUGGUGUUGUACGAAAAGGUGUUGAAAAAAUUAAUACUGGCCAAGCAUUGAAUACACCGACAGAAGAAUCAGUUUUUCGAUAUCUUAAUUUAUCUUAUAGACCACCAGAAGAUCGAGAUCAUUAG